Selaginella moellendorffii is the source of this 1346-nucleotide messenger RNA. Its product is annotated as R3H domain-containing protein 1. The transcript has 7 exons. The coding region runs from base 13 to 807 and encodes 264 amino acids. Gene Ontology annotation, molecular function: nucleic acid binding. Lineage: Eukaryota; Viridiplantae; Streptophyta; Lycopodiopsida; Selaginellales; Selaginellaceae. The record is from RefSeq and is a predicted model, not a curated record.
UAGGGUUUAUCAAUGGAGGUGAGCGCCAAUGCGUGUCCAAAUGCGAGCGAUUUGCAGGUGGAGGAGCUCGCGUCUCUCGUCAGGAACAAUCUCCACACCAAGCAUCUGCUGCUGGCGGCGGAGGAAGCGUUUGUGGAGUUUUUGGAUCCAUCCAGUGAUAGGGAGUUGCUGGAGCUUACGCCGAUGGUUUCUUAUCACCGGAUGCUUCUCCAUCGCUUGGCGGACGUCUAUGGCCUAGCGCACGAGUCUGUGGGUGAGGGAGAUGGCAGGCAUUUGGUGGUCGCAAAAUGCGAGGACUCGUCCAUACCGUCCGUGUUGCUAAGCGACCUACUCAACGCUUUCGAAGAUUCAUGCUCGAUAGCCAGCAGCUCGUCUCGAACACUACUUAAACGUUCUGCUAUGCAAGCAUCUGAGAAACAAUUCACUUCUAACGAGAAUCCGGUCGUGACGUCUCUGGAGGAGAGAGAGGCGGCAUAUCUCUCGGCAAGAGAACGCAUCUUCUCGUCCUGCGAGACCAGCACCAGCACUGUUGCCUCGGACGAAGCAGGCGACUCAAGCGUAAGAUCCCCAAGGACUGUUCCUGCGGUAGCGCACAGAAUGAUCACUCACGCACUGGGUAAGAGCAGCGCUCAAAGGCGUCCUGAACAACACACUAGCUGCUCGCCUGAAAAACCUCCCGACCAAGACGGCAGCACUGGUGAGACGUGUUCCAGAACAAGGAAUGCUCGUCGGCCGGACAUGCCUGGUAGAGCAGCGAGCAGGCUUCUGUCCAAAGCUCUCGGGAUCCAAGAAGGGAAAAAGAGAUGAAGCAAUCGACUUCACUUCCAGGCCAAUGCUGUUUCGCGACUGGGAAGACGCAGUUUUCCUGGCGGUACAAGCUAUAGUGUCUGGGAUCCCGCAAAGCGGCAUUGUCCACGGGUUCGUGGAGAGCAACAAAGAAAAAGAGUGAUGGUUAGCUUCGAAACCUUGGACGUUCCCUCCAUCGUAUCUUCCUUCAAAGUCGAAGAUAUUUUGUCGAGAGAUAUUCUCGCAGGAGGUAUUGUUUUUAUUUCUCCUUCUCCUCCUUUUCUUUUGUGUAUUCUUGUGCCUUUCCAGUAUCAGUUAUAUCGAAUCCAAAUCUCACGAGUUCGGACUAUUGAGAUACGAUAUCUUUUAGGUGGUUCACGGGCACUAGAAACGAUAAGCUUCAAUCUUUUAUUCUAAAGUUCUAGCUCAAAUCAGGACAAGCACAAAAUUUCGUUGCUCGUGCUUUGAACGAUUCUCGCAGGAGCUCCUGAUAGUGAGAUGCCAGAACAAAGACUCCAGAGGGUGUUAGAAUAAAAUCUUUUAAUCUCCCAUUUUGUAAA